GUCGUGUUAAUGGUGAUGUGAUGACCCAAGCCCACGAGCCUCUGAACGUGAUGGAUUCAACCACAGAUUAUUCUACGAAGACCGCGCGAGGCGUUCACCUCUCCAAGCCUCUGGCCUUCAUCAUCCUCGUCAUUUUCGGGCUGACACUUGUCACUGCAUCACUCCUAGUAUAUAACUACGCCGCUUGCCCGCGAACCGACCAAUUAGCGAACGUCACCAAGUACGAGAUCUGCCACUGUGACCAAUCAAAGCUCUCAGUGAUACCUUUAAAAACAGAACGCCCUAAAAUCGAACCAAUAGAAACGACUACAGAGCCACCUAAAGAAAUAGUUUUAUCACCAAGCGACCUCAGGCUACCUGAGAAUGUCAAGCCAGAACGGUAUUACUUGAAGAUCACUCCUUAUUUAAUAGAAGGAAAUUUUACAUUCGACGGCGAAGUCAGUGUAGUGUUAACUGUUUUGAAUGAGACUGAUCAAGUAGUGUUUCAUGGUGUUGAAUUGACGUUGCAUGAUGUGAAACUCUAUGGGAGGGAAGAUGGAAGACCGGUGGUGAUCACUCGAAGAACUGAAGAGCCGUUACGUCAUUUUCACAUAGUGAGUCUGGGGCAACCUUUGGAUACUGGAAAGCAAUAUGUUUUGAAUAUAUCGUAUACUGGAAUACUGAAUGACAAUUUGCACGGAUUCUACCGAAGUUCGUACGAAGAGAAAGGUGUUAAGAGAUGGAUCGCAGUAACUCAAUUCCAGGCGAUGGACGCCCGCCGAGCGUUCCCGUGCUGGGACGAACCCGCCCUCAAGGCUCGCUUCACCAUCAGCAUAGCACGACCAUCCAAUAUGACGUCACUCUCCAAUAUGGACAUAAUUCGCAAAGAGCCGCACAAAACCUUACCUAACUACACUUGGGACCACUACUCCGAAUCCCUGCCAAUGUCAACGUACUUAGUUGCUUUUACGGUAACGGACUUCCAGAACAUGACUGAUAGGAACUUUUCGGUAUGGGCCCGGAAAGAGGCUCUGCCAUCAGCCGCCUUUGCCUUGGAGAUAGGCCCAAAGAUACUGAGGUUUCUGGAGGACUACUACAAAAUAAAGUUCCCAUUGCCCAAGAUUGAUAUGAUAGCGUUGCCAGAUUUCAAGAAUGGAGCUAUGGAGAAUUGGGGCUUGUUGACUUUUAGAGAAAUAGCAAUGCUUUAUGAGAACGGUGUGUCGGCUACGAUGGACAAGGUGCACGUGGCGACGGUGGUGGCGCAUGAGAUCGCGCAUCAGUGGUUCGGGAACCUGGUCACUCCGUCCUGGUGGAGGGACUUGUGGCUCAACGAAGGCUUCGCCACGUACGUGGAGUACGUUGCUGUGGACGCUGUGGAGAAAUCAUGGAACAUAACAGAAAUAUGCAUUCUGGACCAAGUUCACAACGUGUUCCAGUUAGACGCUCUGAACUCUUCGCACCAGCUGUCUGUUGACGUGACUGCUUCAGAGGAGACUGAUGCUAUUUUCGACAAAAUUUCUUAUGGGAAAGGAUCUGCUCUGCUUCGGAUGUUGAAUCACAUCUUAACAGACGAGGUUUUCAACGCCGGAGUGACGGAUUACCUCAAUGCGAAGAUGUAUGGCAAUGCAGAGCAACGCGACCUCUGGAGUGCGCUCACAACCGCGGCGAGGAAGAAGGGAGACUUCGACGCUGACGUCGCGGUGGUCAUGGACUCCUGGACGCUGCAGACUGGCUUUCCGGUCCUCACAGUGUCUAGGGAUUACAAGACUGGAAGCAUAUCACUAAGCCAGGAGCGAUUCGUUCUGAUAAACGAAACGACGCAGAAGUCGCCGGUGUGGUGGAUACCGGUGUCAUACACUACGGCUUCGGAGAAGGACUUCCAUUCGACGCAGCCGCGGCUUUGGCUGAAGGGCGAGAAGGCGAUAGUCAGCAAUAUAACCGCGAAGAAGGAGGACUGGUUCAUAGCCAAUAUACAGCAAACAGGUUUUUACCGAGUCAACUACGACCAGCGAAAUUGGGAGCUGCUCAUAAAGAUCCUGAAGGAUCCAAAGAGGUUCCAGGAUAUUCACAUCAUCAACAGAGCUCAGAUGGUGGACGACGCGAUGAACCUGGCGUUGACUGGCAGGCUGGACUACAAGACCGCUCUAGAUGUAACGAGUUAUCUGGCGCACGAGAGAAGCUAUGUGCCGUGGAAGGCUGGACUAUCAGCUUUAGGGUACAUUGAUACGAUGCUUUCGAAAGGAGCGAAUUAUUUGGAAUAUGGUCGCUACGUCCUCCGGCUGCUCAGUGGUGCAGUAGACGAAGUAGGAUGGGAAGUGACAGCCAACGAGAGCGUCAUCACGGCGCAGUACCGCGUGGACCUCCUCGCCUCUGCCUGCCACUUCGAGCACCCUGACUGCAUGGAGAACGCGGUCAGGAUGUACGCUAACUGGAUGCUGGCGCCUAACCCUGAUGCUUAUAAUGAGAUCCCAGUGGAAGUGAGAGGCAUAGCGUACUGCGUGGGGGUGCGCGCGGGCGGCGCUCGCGAGUGGCAGUUCGCGUGGUCGCGCCUGCGAGCCGCCGCGCCGGCCGAGCGGCAUCGACUCCUCUCGGUACUAGGGUGUACCAGAGCCCCGCAUCUUCUGCACAGAUAUCUGGAGUUAGCGCUUCGCAAUGACAGCGGAAUUCGGAAGCAAGAUGUGGUUCGCGUGUUCUCCGCAGUAGCGGGAACGGCUAUAGGACAACCUAUUGCUUUUAACUUCAUCAGAGCAAAUUGGCAGAGGCUAAGGUCUUUUGUCGGCUCCAUAUCAACUCUUAACCUGAUCGUCAAGGUUGUCACGAGGAGAUUGAACCAGCGGCAUGAGUAUGAAGAACUAAAAAGGUUCGUGACAGAGUCCUGCAGUGACCUUGGGCGUCCAGUUCAGCAGGUACUGGAGUCAAUAUCAGCCAAUGUUCAGUGGCGGGAGAGAAACUACCAAACUAUUGUCGACUGGCUAUUAACGGCCGAGAAAAUCGCUGAGGCCAGCUAAGCAUAUUUAGUUAAGGUUUUGUAUAAAUUAGUAAUGUCCAAUGUAGGCUUUGAAGACAGGCAGAUGCAAGCGGGCUAUAUAAGUUAUGGUGGAGUUGUUUCGAUCCUUUAAAAUAAAGGGAGCAUGUAUAUUGAAUAAACGUUAUUAAUUACCCAAGUACCAACUCAUGGAAGUUAUAAUUUUCAUGUUAAUGUUGCACAAUUUUAAGCAAAUGUAAUAUAAUUAAUGCCCAGAUGUUGGCGGAUUGAUUAUCAUGAAUGUUUGUCUGCUCAAUAUCAAAAUAACAAGAUAUUAAAGUUAAUAAGCCGUGGUGCAAGGUAAUUAGUCUGUUGUAAAAUCGUUUUUUUUGAUUUUGGCUUUCAGAUAAGUAUUUGUACUGCAGAUAUUUGUUUGUGCUUCAUUCAUUUCAUCAUCAUACAUUGUUUCAUUCACUCCAUCUACAUCAAAGUCGAUAACAAACUUAUAUUUUACUAUAUCAGAGGCUGCAAUCUCAGCAUAUUAUUAUCAAAUUUGCUGUGGCCUCUGUCUAAAUUGCUGCUUAAUUUCUGCAUACCGUUAGGUUUAAGUUAAUGACAACAGCUCCAAGAUUAUGUGACUCUUGGAUAGUUAAUAAUUAUUACAAACAAAAACCUUCUUGGUCCACCUUAAUGUGUGUUGGCCGCUUCGCAUCAAAGGAUUGACGUGGAUCUUCAUUGAUAUGUAUAGGAAUGUCUUUUACCUGCUUAAUUGAAAUGUCAGUAUUUUUGUACUAUUGCUUUAUUAGAAUAUUUUAUCGAAUAAAAGAUCUUUAUAUAUAAUUUAGUUCCUGGUCUUGUUUCAACAUAUGAUGUGUAUUUUGUGAAUAAAUUCGAACGAAUAUUCUAGUGCAUCAAAUUUGGAACAUCAGAAUUAAGUCAUGCACAAAUUUGUAAUGGUUCUGAAUAUUAUGUCUAAAUCAUGAUCAUAGCAUAUAGUAUACUGCGCAGACGUGCGACUGACAAGUUGGACCAGACACAUGACACAAAUUUCCUGCAACGGACUGUCAACAUUUUCAAACAAUUAUGAAAUGACAACUGCUUCAACCAAACUAAUGCAAUAAGUUGCUGCAAUUUUGUGUCAUGUGUUUGGAGGAUGUGCAAGGUUUUCAAGAUUUAGGUUAGUUGCGAUAUUUAAUUUAAAUAUCUGUACUAUAUUGUAAAAUUGAGUCCGCUCUGAUUCCUAAUUAUAUCGUAUUUAUGGACAGAAUGACGACUCCGCAUUCCAUAUCCGCAGCAGUGACGUAUAAUCUAAUAACUGAUUUAUUUAUCGGUUGAUGUGUCCCGAAAUGAAUAUAUUUCUAAGAAAUCUAUGAUUAGAACCCCAGUAACCCUAUUUAGUUCCUGUUGUAAUCUUGUCUUUUAUGUAUAUAACUUGUACGAACAUGAUGUUUUAAAUUUGCCAGGCGUCCCUUGAAGGCUCAUAUUUUUUAACUCUACAAGCAUAGUUUUCCACACGAGGUUAGAAUAAACGUUACGGAGUAUUAAGGAACAGAUAAUAUUCCACUCGUAUGAAUUUAAUUAUAUUAAGCACACGGCUGGUCACAUGUUUGUUAUAGUGAUUAUAAAUAAUAAUAUCAGCCUUGUAUUAUAUACUGUCCCACUGCUGGGCACGGGCCUCCUCUACUACGGAGAGCGGAUAGGCCUAAGGCCACGUUGGCCUAGUGCUGAUUGUCAGACUUUAAAUACCCUCAAAAUUCUUACAAAGAAGUUCUCGGGUAUGCAGGUUUCCUUACAAUGUUUUCCGUCACCGUUAAAGCAAGCGAUAAUUCACAAAGAAUACACACAUAACUAGAAAAGUCAGAGGUGCGUGUUCUUGGAUUUUGAAACUGCGGACAAUUGUCUGCAGUCCGUUCCACUCCGAAUUAGGCUAUAUGUAGUUGCACAUUCACGUACAGGAAUACGCAAUAGCUAUUUUAUGUUCCGCAAUACAAAUUACAAGUCAUAAAAUGUGACAUCACAGAAUAGGUACUCCACUUAUUGCUUAUUAAGCCAAGGUUAAGGUAACAAAGUUUAUAUCUAAACUAUAAAUUAAUAACGAUAAAUUGGUGAAUUUAUAGCGUUAUGAAGGCCUAAAAGAUAUACCGAAAGUAAUCAAAGUAUUUAGAUAAAAGUUUUUCUGUAUUUUUCGCUAGAUGGCGCUAGUAGAUUACUUUUUCGGUCAUGAGAUUCUAAAAUAAUCGGGCAUUGGAAUUUUUUAAAGACCAUAGUGUUUAAUAUACUUUAUGGAAAUUAGCAAAUAUAUUGGCGUCAUUAGCAUUAUUGGGACGGGUACCAAAGCUUCGGAGUAUAAAAGAGCCAAGAUGGCGGAGAUAGUCGAUAGACGACGCAAGAUCUGGAACGAAGAUACAUCUUAUUUUACUAACAUUAUACAUGCGAAUGUUUGUGAUUUCAAUAAGUUUCGGAUGUUUGCUAGAAAAUGUAUGAAUGACUGAACCGAUUUGGAUGGAAUUUGACAAACGGGUAGAUCAUGUCCUAGAUUAACACAUAAUAUUUUUCACAGUAAUUUUCUCGUAUGGGAAAUACUUAAAUUUAUAAUGAAGUCUGCUGGCAUUGUUCACGUGGUGUUAGAAUCGCUUCACUGAUCUAUGGACUUUAGUAGCGGACAAACUCUACCGUGGACGAAGCCGCAAGCAAUACUUAGUGACUUUAGUAUGAAAUCUUACUUUACUUCACUUCUGAAUAAUAAAGAAUAAAUAUAACAGGCAGAAUAGGUCUCAUAAUAGGAAAUUAAAUCUCUAAUUAUAUUGAGCAUAUCUACAACUAACCUAAUCUUUCCAACAAACAUACAAACAACGCUUUCAAUCCAUUUUGGAAUCGUAUUUUCACGACACAAUAUUAUAUUUAAAUUAGUAUAUAUCUUUGUAAUACGCUGGUAAGUGUAAAUUUGGAAGUAGCUGUUUAUUUUAAUACAUUUGCUUUGAUAUUGUUAAAUGUAUUAUUUCAGUA
Molecule: messenger RNA, 5950 nt
Organism: Manduca sexta (tobacco hornworm)
Lineage: Eukaryota; Metazoa; Arthropoda; Insecta; Lepidoptera; Sphingidae
Product: aminopeptidase N-like
Biological process (GO): proteolysis; peptide catabolic process
Cellular component (GO): cytoplasm
Molecular function (GO): metalloaminopeptidase activity; zinc ion binding; peptide binding
Source: RefSeq, a predicted model, not a curated record